UCUCCUCCAGACAAAAUUCUUCCAACAGAUAGUGGAGAGUUAAUGUCAUCGAAAACAUCUGUUAUGUUCUCUGCCGAAACAGAUCUCCCUGGUGUUUCUGACGUAAACAAUAGUGCUAAGUCUGUGAUACAACUACACGAGUCAUCAAUUAGUUGCAAAGCAACAACAACUCAGUUCUCUGCAAAUACGAAACUUGUAUCUCCUGUAGUAGCGUCUGCUGAGAGUUCUAUUGACAUCAAGCGUGAAACAGAGAAUCAGAAAGAUGAUUGUUUUAUUCAGUCUGCUGAUGGUGAUAAGAAGUUUAAGACAACUACAUCCAUCUCCCCAUUAGUUGGGUUAGACAAGCAGAUACAACAUCCAUUACCAGGCUUUAAUGAUAAUAGAGUAGCUAAAGAAAUGACUCAUCGGAACAUAGAAUGGCACCACAACACUCCCUACGCAAAUCAUCAUCGAGUAUGGGAAAGAUUAAUAGGAAGCAUACUCACCACCUGUUUGACUGAAGCAGGAACAAUACCUAAUGAUAGACCACUCUUACAGACGCGAACAAAAUGGACACAGGGAAGACGAGAUUUACAAGUUCGCGAUUCAGUCUUGAUUAUUGGAGACACUUAUGCACGAAAUAACUGGCCUAAAGGCCUCGUGGUAAGUUUUGACCCAGGAGGAGAUGGACUAUGGAAACAAGCGAAGAUCAGAACGUGGAAAGGUACAAUUAUUAGAGACACGUAAAAUUUGUUUAUUAGAAGGGGUGGACGACUGAACAGUAGAGGAUAGGGAGACCUUUCAGAGUGACUGUGGCUAGAGUAAAUUGUACCAUUGUCACCUCUGAACGUUUUGCGUUUAUAUCAAAUCUGCGAAAGUAAGGAAAGACAUGCUGUCUUUGGGGGCGGUGUUAAGUUUGUCUUACAUUGUCCCUACAUGUUCCUUUUCUACUCUUUUGUAUGUUGUUUUAUACUAUUUAUUUACAUUCAGUAGGCAGCUGUAUGCCCAACAAUUUUCAUACUUAUGUUGUAACUCAAGUUGUACUGUAACAUUCUGUAAUGUUCACCUAUAUCUUUAACGUUUAUUUUACUUAUAAUUGUAUUUAUCAUUAUAAUCACUGUAAUUUAAUUACUGUAACGAUUAUCCACAGUUUUGUGCAUUUGUUUGAAUGUAACAGUUUCCAUAUUGUUUACUCUUGGUUCGAGUUUCGGUUGUUCAUAAACUGUUACCAAAUUUAGACACAGCUAUCGGCUGUCUUUGGACUAUCGUAUGUUGUAAUCGUUCUUUAUGUUACUCUUACAGGAAGCCUUUGCUAUUUUCAUUCUUGAACGACGCGUUUAAACGCCUAGACACCUCACAAGUUGAGGUUUGUAACUAAAUUUUGUGUAUUAUUUAAUAAAGAACCGCCUUUGUAGACAAAUCGUUGUUUUGGAACUUCGAUUUUGCGCGUAUCUUAUUCGGGGUUAUUUGAACGCUUCGAUAGAAUUAACAGUUCUCAACUUUGGUCUCAUUUGGUGUGGAUACCAGUUCUCAACUUUGGUCUCAUUUGAUGUGGAUACAGUUCUGAACUUUGGUCCUAAUUGGAGGGAAUACUUGCUGUAACGAAUUUGGCCGGAAUCCUGUUUGGUUCAUUCAUCCCAACGAUGACAGUUCCCAAGACACAGACAAUUCCAGUGCUGAAAAUAUUAUUCCUUCAGUUUCUAAGGUGAAUCCACCUAUUCCUUUAGAUCUUGCCUUUGAUAUUGUUAAACCUAACCCCAAAGACAGUUGCUCGGUAGGAGACAACUAUGUAGAGACUAGAUACAGCGUAGAAGACGAAGUGGUUUCUAGGGAAAGGGAAGUAUAAAAGAUUGAGCUGGAGAUUAGAGAACUCCAACUACGCAAGCGAUUGUUAGAGCUAACUCCGAACUCUUCAAACAAAGUGAGAAGACCUAGGGAGACUACCGAGUUGUCGGGGUCUCGAUCCGAGGAUAAAACUUCAGUAGAUACAGCAAGUCACCGAUACACCAAUGUACCUUUGAGCGAUGAAAUGCAAUUCAAAGCACAGGUAGAUAGCGUCAAGGCGCUAUUUAUGUCAGUAAGCUUACCGAAGAUAGAAAUCAUGAAAUUUGACGGGAGUCCUCUGAAAUUUUGGACGUUCAUGAAGGGAUUCAAGGUUAACAUAGCUGACAGAGUAAAUGAUGACACUCAGAAAUUAAUGUACCUGAUACACUAUUGCGAAGGUAUAGCAAAGGAUGCUAUAGAACACUGUGUUUUAUUACCAGAAAAAGAAGGUUAUACUGAGGCAAUUAAAAUUCUACAUGAACAGUUCGGCAGACCACAUGACAUCGUGGAAGCCUCCUCAACAGAACUGUUAAGUGGAUCACCAUUGAAUCAAGACGACACAACGGGUCAACUUAAUAAAACUUCAGUCUUCAUAAACUGUUUAGAAGCAAAGAGUUCUAUCGAGGACGGACCCACGCCGCCCCUUUCUUUAACCACAGUAGCGCCUGAAGAUUCUUCAAAUCGUUCGUUGCCGUUCAUAGAUGAUCCUGGUUUAUGCCUUAAACACUCUCCUGAUGUGGCACUCUUAGUCGAUGAUGAUGAUGUACGCUCACUCAUAGUAGCAGCAACCGCUGUUAAGACUGAAGAUUCCAGGGUUCAUCAAGGUUUACCGUCAGUUCGUUCUUCUGGAUUUGACACUCCACCUGAUUCAAGAAGUAACCGACUUAUAGACACCUUUGACUCUGUAUCUAAAGCGACAGACGAGAAUCUAAUGGAUUUAGAACAAGUUAUUUCAUUACCAGCUGUUGACGAUGAGUACCUUCUAAAAACUGCCAACGAUCGUCAUGUCGAUACAGUAGUGAAUAAUGACCUUAGAUGUAUUUCUCCUCCAGACAAAAUUCUUCCAACAGAUAGUGGAGAGUUAAUGUCAUCGAAAACAUCUGUUAUGUUCUCUGCCGAAACAGAUCUCCCUGGUGUUUCUGACGUAAACAAUAGUGCUAAGUCUGUGAUACAACUACACGAGUCAUCAAUUAGUUGCAAAGCAACAACAACUCAGUUCUCUGCAAAUACGAAACUUGUAUCUCCUGUAGUAGCGUCUGCUGAGAGUUCUAUUGACAUCAAGCGUGAAACAGAGAAUCAGAAAGAUGAUUGUUUUAUUCAGUCUGCUGAUGGUGAUAAGAAGUUUAAGACAACUACAUCCAUCUCCCCAUUAGUUGGGUUAGACAAGCAGAUACAACAUCCAUUACCAGGCUUUAAUGAUAAUAAAGUAGCUAAAGAAAUGACUCAUCGGAACAUAGAAUGGCACCACAACACUCCCUACGCAAAUCAUCAUCGAGUAUGGGAAAGAUUAAUAGGAAGCAUACUCACCACCUGUUUGACUGAAGCAGGAACAAUACCUAAUGAUAGACCACUCUUACAGACGCGAACAAAAUGGACACAGGGAAGACGAGAUUUACAAGUUCGCGAUUCAGUCUUGAUUAUUGGAGACACUUAUGCACGAAAUAACUGGCCUAAAGGCCUCGUGGUAAGUUUUGACCCAGGAGGAGAUGGACUAUGGAAACAAGCGAAGAUCAGAACGUGGAAAGGUACAAUUAUUAGAGACACGUAAAAUUUGUUUAUUAGAAGGGGUGGACGACUGAACAGUAGAGGAUAGGAGACCUUUCAGAGUGACUGUGGCUAGAGUAAAUUGUACCAUUGUCACCUCUGAACGUUUUGCGUUUAUAUCAAAUCUGCGAAAGUAAGGAAAGACAUGCUGUCUUUGGGGGCGGUGUUAAGUUUGUCUUACAUUGUCCCUACAUGUUCCUUUUCUACUCUUUUGUAUGUUCAAAUGGUUGUGGACGGAAUAGAAGAAGCUUUCGCUUAACAGGCUUCCGUGUCUAGUAGCAGGGGAUCACCAAAUCCUCCAGGCAGGAACCUAGGUAUGUUAAUAAUAAAAAGGAAAAGAAAUUGGUAAAUCUUAAUGUGAUGUUGUCCUUGGUCCUUAAGAAUAGGUCAAGUUGCCUCUUGAAGGACUCCUGAGAAGUCGCUUGGACUAGCUCGGCCGGCAGCGAAUUCCAGCUUUUGACAACUCUUAAGGAGUAGAAGUUGUGUCUACAUUCCGUCUUGCUAUGUUGUGUUUCCAGUUUCUGGGUGUUACCCCUUAGGUUGUUAUUCGAACUAAGCUUAAGUAGGUGUUUAAGAGGAUGUCCAGAAGUGUUAAGAAUACUAUAAGGCAUUAGUAAAUCACCUCUAAGACGCCUAUAUUCUAGUGGGUAAAGGUCUAGUGAACGGAGGCGUUCUUCGUAAGGUUUAGAUUUGAGUCCUCGAACUGAUUUCGUGGCUCGCCGCUGGAUACGCUCCAAAAUGACCUUGUCCUUAUGGAGUGAGGGGGGGGAGUACUAUGUUUCCGUACUCUAAAUGGGGACGGAUGAAACUAUUGAAGAUUGUGUGGAUAGUUCUUCGGUCAAACUGGCCAAAAAUGCGCCUCAACGUUACCAGUGCAAGGUUUGCUCGGAAGGCAUUUUUGUCACAGUUAGCGUAAGACUUUAAGUCAUGGGGCACCAGGACUCCUAAAUCUUUUUCGACUUGGGAUACUACUAGAGAGGAGUUUCCUAAGUUGUAACUGUAGUUUGCGACAUGUCGCAGAUGGACUACUUUACACUUUGAAGUGUUAAAGGUAAGUCCGUUAUCAUCUGCCCAACUUUGAAGUCGCGUCAGAUCCUCCUGAAGUGCCUGUGUAUCGUCUUGGUUGCGUAUCUCUCUCCAAAGUUUCACGUCGUCGGCAAAAAGUAAUAAAUCUGGCGUUACCUGUUGAGGAAGAUCAUUUAUGUAGAUCAAGAAGAGAAGAGGCCCUAGUACUGAGCCCUGGGGACCCCACUAGGACAUUCCAUAGCCUGAGAUAAAGUGAAAUUAACCCUAACCUUAAAGUGUCGAUUUUUUAGGUAUGAAGUAAGCCAAUCGAUUAGAGGUGGUUUGAUACCUAGUCGUUUGAGCUUGUUGAUAAGACACAAGUGGUUAACCUUAUCAAAAGCUUUUGAGAAAUCAAGGUAAAUGACAUCAACCUUUCCCUUGCAAUCGAGGAUGCUUGUCCAUCUGUCCACCGCAGUCAGCAGGUUGGUUAUACAAGAGUAACCCUUCCUGAAACCAUGCUGUUGGGGUGAGAAGAAAUUUAAGGACAGUAGAUAGUCAUUUAAACCGUCGCAUAUCAGGGACUCCAUGAGUUUUGAAGGUAAUGACAGAAGAGCCACCGGCCGAUAACUUGAAGGUUCAUUGCGUCGACCACCUUUGAAAAUUGGUGUGAUGUGAGCCAACUUCCAGUUUUCCGGUAAUUUGCCUCGGCUAAGCGAGUGUGAAAACAUCACGCUAAGCGGCGUUGCCAGGAUUGAGGCUGCCUCCCUCAGUAUGGCAGGAUGAACCGUAUCCGGGCCAGGAGAAGUGUCAAGUCUUAAGUGCUGCAAUUUCCGGAACACCAAGUCAGCGCUUAGGUCUACUUCGGAAAGUCCUGUGGAAUUGCAGAUGAAACUGUCGUCAGUAAAGUUGAUGUCAGCCGGUUGAAAUGUUUGAGAGUAGUGUGCCGCCAGAAGGUUAGCGGCGUCGCCAUCGUUGUUGGUCGGGCCGUUAAGACCUAGCAGUUGAGAAACUCCUGUUUUGGCUUGACGAAGAGAGGCUGCAUAACGGAAUAGGCUUCUAGGGUUAGAGGCGAAUUUGUCCAUAAGCUUUGUUUGGUACUGAAGCCUGUCUUCUCUUAUAGCCUUCGUGCAUGUGUUCCUGAUAUGUUUGUAUUGCCUAUACGCUCCAUCGUUAUUAGUUCGUUUGUAUUCCGCCCAACAGUGCCGUUUGCGGCUUAGGAGGCGAAGGGUACGGUUCUUGAUUACUGUAGGUGGCUUGAAGCUUUUGGGAACCGUUUGAGGAACUGAAUGGUCUGUAGCACAUAAGAGCGUGUGCAGUAAGAAGUCCCAAUGACCAUCCACAUCGAUUUGAGGGUGAACAUCCCAAACCACCUGUUGUAGAUAGUCAUGUAGGGCUGGCACAUUCAGCCGUUUAAAAUUCCAACGCAAAUUAUUGUUGGGAUACCUUAGCUUAGUUUUGAUGACAAAACUGAAGGCUAUGACGGCAUGAUCGCUUUUUCCCAGAGGAGCCAGGAUUGAGAGGUUGUCGACUAGGAAUUCUUCGUUAGUGAAUACACAGUCUAAGCGCGAUGGUGUCUGACUGUUUCUCCAACGAGUUGCCGACCUCACAUUUUUAUAUAAGCCCAAGUCAUCGAUGAGGUUGAAGAACCGAGCUUCAAUUGAGUUGUCGCCUCCAGUGUACGUGUGUUCCGCGAAGUUGACUCUAGGGAGAUUAAAGUCCCCUAGAAUCAGGAUGUGUGUGAAACCGAGACGGAUAGAGCGGGAUAGUCCUUCCAGCAUACAACUAUCGUACUCGGUGUCGGCAGUUGGCUUCCUGUAAAUGACUCCGACCAGACACCUGGAAGUACUAGACAAUCUUACAGAGCACCAUAUGGAUUCCUCAAGAUUGUUAAACUCGAGGUUGUGAACCUGGUUCACCUCCAAGCAAGAGCUUAUGUAUAUGGCUACUCCGCCCCCAAUUCCUGUUUUUCUGCCGUUGCGGAACAAAGUCAUCCCAGGCAAUGCUAACUCUUGGUCCGAGAACUGAGAAGAUAUCCAUGUUUCAGAUAUUCCUAUCAGAUGGGCCUUAUUAGCGUUGCUAAGUUCACGUAGUUCAUCCAGUUUGUUUGGUAGACUCGCGGCGUUCAUAUAUAAGCAGUUUAUGCUUUCAAUUUGGAACGCGUGAGCUUCGUCCUGUUUUUCUGUAUGAACCUUAUGUGAAUGGACAGGUAGCCCACCUAUGUGAGGUUUGCCGAGGUGGUAGGCCCUGUCCUUUACACGUUUUUUUAUCGUUUAGACAGUCCACAAGUGGAAUGGUCAGCUCCAACUUGUCUUUGUUCUUGGUCCUAACUUCGUAUGGCCUAUCCGGGUGCAUGUGGAUUCCAGGUGGCAAUCGACGUCUAUUAGCACGAAAUGCUUCCAGAACUGCAGCCGCCAUGUGGGAAGAUGGGAAGGUUAUCUUCAUUAGACGGGGUCUAAGAUCACCGUCCUUCUUGGCUAGUCUCGUCACAUGCUGAGUCAGUAUGUGUUUGAGCCUCAAGGACUGUUUGAUGAAUUUCCAUUCCCUGAUGUCAGAAUGUGAUUGAGUAGGGUCUGCAUUUUCCGGUAUACCUUGGACAAUUAUGUUUCUUCCGCGGAAAAACUUCUCACGAGAUUCUUUAGGGACGUUUCGUAUGAUACUGCGCUCAGAGUACGGUAUGUCGGGCAGUAUUCUUACGUUACCAUCUGAUUUCAGCAAGUGGCUUGCUAGCAAGACGUCCUCUACGUCGGUAGCAGCCUUAAGUGUUACUCGGAGAAGCCUCGGGUGAUUUAGAUGCUUAGAAUCCUUUCCUCGAGUGAGCCGGGUGACCGUCAAAGGCUCUAUUCUAGGAAGUUCGAGCUUCUUGUUCAAUUCACCCCAGAGCAUCCUGUCGUUUUUGUCCUGCAGACUGAGAGGAAGAUCAGGAUUGUCAACGAGGUUCAUGAUAAUGAGAGAAUCGUCACGAACUGUUGUUAAUUUACCAGGUUUCACGAUGGGUUCAGGUUUAGUAACUUGUUGUUUGGAGGUCAGUGUGCGUUUAUGAAUCAUGGGCUCUUUAUUGACCGGACGAACAGUCUUGGGGGUAGACUGUGCGACUAAAUUACCAGUUAUUUUCCGUGCAGCAACUCUUGGGUUGCUCGGCUUAGGCGGUGAUGCCUGGUUCUUUUGGGCUCUCUUAACGUGGGUCGAAUCACAUGCAGGGUUUUUGGCAACCACUGUUGUGUUCGGGGACCCUGAGCUGGGAGACCCGAGUUUGCCUAGGGAGUUCAGUACCGUCGACGUAAUGAUGGUACUGAGCCUCGACACGUCGUCGUUAGUGUGGAUGGAUGCUCCAUCGAUGGAAUACCUAUCGAUAUCCCUGUUUUUGAGUCCGUUGCACUCUCUUGUUUGUAUAUCAGUUUUUUUACUAUCGUAUUCCAAGUUAACUGACAACUUGUUCCGAAGACUUGUCAGUAGGACAAUGAUGUUACUCAGCAAGACUACGGAGUCUGUGUUGCACGUGACACACACCCACUUUUGCUCUGACUUGCUGAGUCUGUUGUAAGCAGUUGCUGUCAGAUCUGUGCAUGCUUCGUGGAACCAACCUUUGCAGUUGUCGCACUGCAUGCCAGUUGUGACAGCAAAACGGCAUCCCGGACGUUUGCAUGAGUUUUUCAUGACGGUGUUGAAGCAAAUUAUGUUAUAGAUGCUUGCAAGAGCCUAGGACCUUUUAAAAAAAAAACUAAAAAGCACACUAAAAAUGGACAAAACGAGUGAUAUAAACUGAGACUAGUCUAUACGUGAAAAACAAAAAAAAAACCGAAUAGUAAGCUGAGGCAAAACCACAGGUAACUAUUAAAUAUAGUGAAACUCAAAAAAAAGUAAUCUACCGAACGUAUAGCUCAGGAUAGAUUCUUUAGAACUGAAAUGGUACUUUUGUUGCGUAAGAACACAGCAAAAGUUUGAUAAAUGCAAAUCACGUUAGGACUAAACUUCCCGUUCGAAAAGCGCGGUCAGUAACUGUGGAUACAGUUCUGAACUUUGGUCCUAAUUGGAGGGAAUACUUGCUGUAACGAAUUUGGCCGGAAUCCUGUUUGGUUCAUUCAUCCCAACGAUGACAGUUCCCAAGACACAGACAAUUCCAGUGCUGAAAAUAUUAUUCCUUCAGUUUCUAAGGUGAAUCCACCUAUUCCUUUAGAUCUUGCCUUUGAUAUUGUUAAACCUAACCCCAAAGACAGUUGCUCGGUAGGAGACAACUAUGUAGAGACUAGAUACAGCGUAGAAGACGAAGUGGUUUCUAGGGAAAGGGAAGUAUAAAAGAUUGAGCUGGAGAUUAGAGAACUCCAACUACGCAAGCGAUUGUUAGAGCUAACUCCGAACUCUUCAAACAAAGUGAGAAGACCUAGGGAGACUACCGAGUUGUCGGGGUCUCGAUCCGAGGAUAAAACUUCAGUAGAUACAGCAAGUCACCGAUACACCAAUGUACCUUUGAGCGAUGAAAUGCAAUUCAAAGCACAGGUAGAUAGCGUCAAGGCGCUAUUUAUGUCAGUAAGCUUACCGAAGAUAGAAAUCAUGAAAUUUGACGGGAGUCCUCUGAAAUUUUGGACGUUCAUGAAGGGAUUCAAGGUUAACAUAGCUGACAGAGUAAAUGAUGACACUCAGAAAUUAAUGUACCUGAUACACUAUUGCGAAGGUAUAGCAAAGGAUGCUAUAGAACACUGUGUUUUAUUACCAGAAAAAGAAGGUUAUACUGAGGCAAUUAAAAUUCUACAUGAACAGUUCGGCAGACCACAUGACAUCGUGGAAGCCUCCUCAACAGAACUGUUAAGUGGAUCACCAUUGAAUCAAGACGACACAACGGGUCAACUUAAUAAAACUUCAGUCUUCAUAAACUGUUUAGAAGCAAAGAGUUCUAUCGAGGACGGACCCACGCCGCCCCUUUCUUUAACCACAGUAGCGCCUGAAGAUUCUUCAAAUCGUUCGUUGCCGUUCAUAGAUGAUCCUGGUUUAUGCCUUAAACACUCUCCUGAUGUGGCACUCUUAGUCGAUGAUGAUGAUGUACGCUCACUCAUAGUAGCAGCAACCGCUGUUAAGACUGAAGACUCCAGGGUUCAUCAAGGUUUACCGUCAGUUCGUUCUUCUGGAUUUGACACUCCACCUGAUUCAAGAAGUAACCGACUUAUAGACACCUUUGACUCUGUAUCUAAAGCGACAGACGAGAAUCUAAUGGAUUUAGAACAAGUUAUUUCAUUACCAGCUGUUGACGAUGAGUACCUUCUAAAAACUGCCAACGAUCGUCAUGUCGAUACAGUAGUGAAUAAUGACCUUAGAUGUAUUUCUCCUCCAGACAAAAUUCUUCCAACAGAUAGUGGAGAGUUAAUGUCAUCGAAAACAUCUGUUAUGUUCUCUGCCGAAACAGAUCUCCCUGGUGUUUCUGACGUAAACAAUAGUGCUAAGUCUGUGAUACAACUACACGAGUCAUCAAUUAGUUGCAAAGCAACAACAACUCAGUUCUCUGCAAAUACGAAACUUGUAUCUCCUGUAGUAGCGUCUGCUGAGAGUUCUAUUGACAUCAAGCGUGAAACAGAGAAUCAGAAAGAUGAUUGUUUUAUUCAGUCUGCUGAUGGUGAUAAGAAGUUUAAGACAACUACAUCCAUCUCCCCAUUAGUUGGGUUAGACAAGCAGAUACAACAUCCAUUACCAGGCUUUAAUGAUAAUAAAGUAGCUAAAGAAAUGACUCAUCGGAACAUAGAAUGGCACCACAACACUCCCUACGCAAAUCAUCAUCGAGUAUGGGAAAGAUUAAUAGGAAGCAUACUCACCACCUGUUUGACUGAAGCAGGAACAAUACCUAAUGAUAGACCACUCUUACAGACGCGAACAAAAUGGACACAGGGAAGACGAGAUUUACAAGUUCGCGAUUCAGUCUUGAUUAUUGGAGACACUUAUGCACGAAAUAACUGGCCUAAAGGCCUCGUGGUAAGUUUUGACCCAGGAGGAGAUGGACUAUGGAAACAAGCAAAGAUCAGAACGUGGAAAGGUACAAUUAUUAGAGACACGUAAAAUUUGUUUAUUAGAAGGGGUGGACGACUGAACAGUAGAGGAUAGGAGACCUUUCAGAGUGACUGUGGCUAGAGUAAAUUGUACCAUUGUCACCUCUGAACGUUUUGCGUUUAUAUCAAAUCUGCGAAAGUAAGGAAAGACAUGCUGUCUUUGGGGGGCGGUGUUAAGUUUGUCUUACAUUGUCCCUACAUGUUCCUUUUCUACUCUUUUGUAUGUUGUUUUAUACUAUUUAUUUACAUUCAGUAGGCAGCUGUAUGCCCAACAAUUUUCAUACUUAUGUUGUAACUCAAGUUGUACUGUAACAUUCUGUAAUGUUCACCUAUAUCUUUAACGUUUAUUUUACUUAUAAUUGUAUUUAUCAUUAUAAUCACUGUAAUUUAAUUACUGUAACGAUUAUCCACAGUUUUGUGCAUUUGUUUGAAUGUAACAGUUUCCAUAUUGUUUACUCUUGGUUCGAGUUUCGGUUGUUCAUAAACUGUUACCAAAUUUAGACACAGCUAUCGGCUGUCUUUGGACUAUCGUAUGUUGUAAUCGUUCUUUAUGUUACUCUUACAGGAAGCCUUUGCUAUUUUCAUUCUUGAACGACGCGUUUAAACGCCUAGACACCUCACAAGUUGAGGUUUGUAACUAAAUUUUGUGUAUUAUUUAAUAAAGAACCGCCUUUGUAGACAAAUCGUUGUUUUGGAACUUCGAUUUUGCGCGUAUCUUAUUCGGGGUUAUUUGAACGCUUCGAUAGAAUUAACAGCGCUCCUUACUUUUUUUUUCUCUUCAAAUUCUCAUUGUUUUGUGUGGCGCAUAUUUAUUUGGUGCCCGCUUGUUUCAAUAUUUAUGUGUUCAAAUAAAAUAAAAAUAAUACAAACUUUAUCGGAUUCCUACUUUGCUAAAUUGAGCUUGUAGGUAUUUUGUCUAAUUGAGCUGAAGGGGAUUUGUUUGACUACUUUACAUACGUCAAAGCCACAGCACUCAAUAAUUACUACCGCAGGACAGAAUUUGGUAGAUUGUUAUACGGCCAUGGAUGAUUUAUCUCACUUGGGAAAAACUUAGCUUGAUAAAUGAUUUGAGGUUAUGUAACUUUUUAUUUACCCUACAAGUCUAGGCGUCUUGUAGGUGGAAAUGCUAGUAGUCUUUUGGUAAUAGGAUGAUGUACGAUUCAGUAUUUUACACAUGUCUUACUAUCAAUUCAUAGCAUUUAUACGGUUAUCCCCAAGAUAGUGAGUCGACGCUUGGAGCAAUACUCCAUUUCCGAACCAUAGCAACUGUGGAAGGUGCAAAGAAUUUUUCAGGAUGAUAAAUCAACUUUAAGGUUUCAUGUUCUGUAACAACAGUGAAUUUUUUCCAAGUACCUAUGAAGUCAUUCAACGACCUAAAACAUAGCUAAUGCCUCUUGUUGAAAGGUCUAAACGUACUCCAGUAGCCCCGUAUAUACCAAUACCUAAGUAAGGGAUAACACAGUAGACAUAGCUGAAUUAAUUGUAUGUGACAUCCAAUCAGCCACGGAAUAGAAAAUCAUCAAUUAUAUACAAUUGGUUUCGUCAAUGAAUUUGAACAAAGCCAGAACAAAUAUUGCUGCAGAAUAACAUGAUUGCAUUUAAUUUCGUGGUUUCUCAUCAGCUGUUAACUACCAUAUAUGCAAUGAGAUUUAGCACUAAGCUAGAAUAGAAUAUGAAACAAUUGACAUUCAUGAACUAGAAGAAUUAGAAUGACAAAGGCCAUCACUAAUAACUAUAUAUAUGCAAGAACAGGUUAGAGGUCAUUUUGGAGUUGGGAUUCAAAUAACAUAAGGGGUGGGUGACGCAUCGAUCAAACGAGAUCAAAAGACAGAUAAUAUAAAUUGUGUGAUAGAUUUAGAGGUUACGAAAGGUUUACAAAAGAUCAUUGAAAUUAAAAAUCAAUAAUGUGGGUUACGUAAAUAUUGCAUAGGAUUUAAGAGUUUACACAAAAGAAUUAAGUGAACGAAAACUUCUGAGUGAAGAGAUGGUUUUAGUGUACAUAAAAUACGACCAUGUAAACAAAAUGAAAUGACCAUAAUAACAAAAAAUGAUUUACCAAGGUAGUUACAAACUUAUUACUGUCUCUUUCUGGAUAAAUAAAUCAGGUUUGAGUUUUAUUAUUGCUACUGCUUCGGCAAACCGAAGAGACACUGUGUCUUUUUGUUUGCUAAUAACUUUAAAGGCUUGUGCAAUGUCGGUGGUAUUCCUGGGGUCAAGUAAAUGCCGAGUGAUUACACUCACUAGAGCCACUGUGCCUCUCAGACUCAAGUCCUUUAGAACGUACUCAGAAACGCGAACAUGUUCUCAUUCCUCUGUACUCCCAAUGUGCUUUGGCACGUAAACGAGAACCGCAUUAUAUACAUAACUCUUAAAUUAAGCAGGCAAACCUGCCCUGCCUUUGUUAAGAACUAUUGAAACUAUGAAUUACCAAAAUGACUAAUAUGGAUUGUUACCGUGUUAAUCACUAUAGCUGAAAGCGAUAAGAAAUUCCAUCAUUUAUAGUGGAAUAUUAAGUUGCUACACAGAUGAAAAAUGUUGUUUAAUUCACCUAUAAAUAGUAAUGAGUUCAGUUGUACACUAAACGAGUGAUGAGCAAAAGGCAAACUAGUAUUUCAAAAAUCUUUGUUUUCCAAAUGAAAUAAAGAUGAUACCGUCUGCACUUAUACAUAACUUCAUUAUAUAUCUAGUAUCAAUACAGGAACUUGAAGGUGACCUUACAACUAAUUAACAAAUGCAUCUUUUCUUGUAUUAGAAAGAACUAGACAAUAAUUACUACUUAAAGAAUAAUGAUAUAAUUAGAGUGUAUCCGUUCAGAUAAAUAACAGGAAAUACAAAACCAGUCAUUUCAUAAACAAAUUACCAUUGAUAUUGUGGUGGACCAAACAAUAUAUAAACGCAAAAGUAUCAACAAAGUUAAUAGCAAUCAAUAGUAAUAUUAAUAUUUACAAGUUAAAUGUUACAAAUGCAAUAACAAAUUAGGGACGUUACUUAAAUCGGCUAGUCGUUGCGUGUUCUGUUGAGUUUUGGUCUCAAAAAUCCACAAUUAUAAAUGCAUAAUAAUUCCACAGAGGUAAAUAUGACGCCAAUAAGUUUCUUUGAUGUAGGAUAUAAUGGGAAUGACACUGCAGUCUGAAAUGAGGAUAAUAUCCAGUUUAGAACGCAAUUGACUUGGUAACGAGCGAGAAUAGAACAAUGGGUAUGUGCGUAAUAGUGUAUUUGUGAACAAUCGAAAAUGUGUGUCACGCUAUGUUAGAAUUACAACGGAAAAAGCGUUCAAGGUCGUUGACUGAAACAACACGUACAGUCAUUUAAUGAUAAAUGUACAUACAGUGAAAAAUUGACAAAACAAAUAGAAAUAACAUUGAAAACUAUUUACAAAAUAAGGUUGUCAGGUCUAUCUCCACAUAGCUCCCCCCAGAGUGUCCGGAGGUAACACUGGUUACAAUAACAAUAAUAAAAAUUUUAUACCAAAAAAAAUAUUUACAAUAAUAACCAAUUAACAAUGUGGAGAUGCGUAUGACAUGUACGUUAACAAUAUACAGUGUGUUAUUGAGUGAAAAUAGUGGUGAUAUGGCAUAGCAUGACAAACAAAAGUAAUGAGAAUACCGUCAUUUAAAAGCUUGGUUUGCUAACAAUGGUAAUAAUGUGCAGACUGUUACUGACCCCCAAAAAAAAUGAACUGCUUAUUUUUUUUUUGUGUGUGUGUACAACAAAUGAAUAAUUAAAUAGAGUUUACUCGUUUAUUAUUGUAACAAAUUUUUUUCUAUGAAAAAAAAAUGUGACAAAACGAAUAAUUGUGGGAAAAAAAAUAUGGUUAAUUAUGUACACUGUAAAAAAAAAGGGAAAAAAAAUCAUGGAUUUUGUUGGGAAAAAUCGGGUGAGUAUAAUCGUAUAGUACAUCAGUAAUUGUUUGUUUAGAUUUUUUUUAUUCGGCGAAAUGUACAUAGCGUUUGGGUUUUUUUACGGCUCUGCCUGAGCGCGUUAAACAAGUAGGUUUGAUACUCAGUUUUUCUUCCCUGUCUGCUGUAGUGGUGGUUGCUGGACGGGGUUGGUUCAGUGAAAUAGUAUGUUCUUUGUCAAGUUGUGCUUCGUAGAAAGCAGGCUUCAUUCUAUCGAUAGCGAUAAUCUCUUUCUUUCUACACUUGUUGAUUAUGAAGUGUUUGGUCGUUCUUUUAAUUACUUGAUAUGGUCCUUCAUAAGGUUGUUUCAAUGGCUUUUUAACAGCAUCAACUCGAACAAAGACAAACUUGCAUGUUUCUAGAUUUCUGUUGAGUUGUAUUCGAUUGUUAUGUUCACGAGGCGGUAUGGCUUUGAUUCGUUGCAUGGUUUGCAGCAGUUGGCUAGCAAAACGACUUGGGUCCGUUGGUGUUAAAGUGUUUGGGUCCACUAGUUGACCUGGUAAUGUAAGGGUUGUACCGUAAACUAGCUCAGCGGCUGUACAACCUAUAUCUUCCUUUAUAGUUGAACGGAUACCCAGGAGUACAAAUGGUAAUGCGUCACUCCAUUUUGUCGUAUCAUCUUGUGCCAUCAGCGAGCUUUUCAGUUGGCGGUGAAAUCUUUCGACCAAGCCGUUAGCUGCUGGGUGGUAGGCUGUUGUUUUGAUGUGGUUCACGCCCAGAAGUCUUGUGAAUUCCUGAAAUAAGAUAGACUGAAACUGGGGACCACGGUCGGUAGUGACGAUAGAAGGUACUCCGUAAUUUGCUAUCCAACGGUCAAGGAAUACGCCGGCUACUGUUUCUGCAGAAGUAUCAGCAAUAGGGCAUGCUAUGGCCCAUCUUGUGAACCUGUCCACCGCAGUGAGAAUAUGAGUGAAUGAAUUAGAUGGUGGCAAUGGACCAACUAUGUCUAAGUGGAUAUGCUGAAAACGUUUGUCCGGCAGGGGAUACUUGCCAACUGGACUGAUCGUGUGCUUCUGAAUCUUGCUGCGUUGACAUUGUAGGCAGCUUCGCGUCCAUCGUUUUAUAUCUGAAUUGAUUUUUGGCCACACAAAACGCUCAGUAACCAAUUUGAUUGUGGCUCUGAUUCCUGGGUGAGAAAGGUCAUGCAGUUGAUGAAAUACCUGUCGACGACAUGCUAGAGGUACAAAAGGGCGAUUGUUACCCGUUGAAACAUCGCAAAUGAUAGAUGUAUUUGAGAAAGGGAUGGGUACUGGUUUAAGGUUCAAGUUAGACUUCUCCUGGCAGGCCUUCAAAUCUGCAUCGUCUACUUGUAGUUUUGCGAUGGUUUCUAGAUCGAUGUCUUGUUUACGUAACAGGGUAUUUACGUCCUUACGUGACAAUGCGUCAGCUACGACGUUGGUGUGUCCUUUGACAAAUUGGAUAUCUGUCGUAAACUGGGAGAUGUAAUCCAGUUGUCGUGCUUCGCGAGGUGAAUGUCGGUCGUACGAUGUGUGGAAUGAGUAACAUAAAGGUUUGUGAUCGGUCAUGAUGGUAAAAGUUCGUCCUUGUAGUAAAAAGUUAAAGUGUUUAACGGCUAAGUAGAUAGCAAGUAACUCCCGUCCAAAGGUACUAUAGCGUUCCUGGGCUGGUGACAAUCUUUUGGAGAAAAACGCUAUGGGGGUAGUCAUAUUGUUUACCUGUUGUUGUAAUACUGCCCCGAUGGCUUUUUGAGAUGCAUCGGUACACAGAAUUAAGUGGGUUGUGGGGUCAGUAUUUAGAUAUUGUAGCAUGGUGGCAUUAGCUAUCAUCGACUUUGCUUUUUCAAACGCUGUUUUGGCAUCAAGAGAUAGGUUGAAUGUUUGAUUCUUCUCUCUCUUCGUACCUUUUUUGUCGGCUUUCAACAGAUCGGUUAAUGGCUGUAAUACUUCAGCACAAUGUCGUAAGAAACGGCGGUAAAAAUUACACAUACCGAGGAAGCGUCGUAAUGACUUCACCGAGGUUGGUUCGGGAUAAUUGGUAAUAGCUUCAACCUUUUCUGGGAGUGGUUUGAUGCCUUGAGAGUCAAUGUAAUGUCCUAAAAACUCUAAGGCUGGGACUGCGAAUAUGCAUUUCGAAGGAUUGAUGACGACGCCAUGUUUUUUAAAACGAUCAAAAAGGGUCUGGACAUGUUGGAUAUGCUCUUCUAAAGAUGAGCUUGCAAUGAGAACAUCGUCGAUGUAUGCAAACACGAAAUCAAGGCCUCUUGUUACGUUAUCCAUGAAGCGUUGGAAUGUCUGCGCAGCGUUUUUUAAUCCGAAUGGCAUCCUUAGAAACUCAAACAGGCCAAAGGGUGUGAUGAUGGCUGUUUUCUCGAUGUCUUCUGGUGCCAUCGGAAUUUGAUGGUAUGCACGCACUAGGUCGAGCUUUGAGAAGAUGCAUUUACCAUGUAAAUUUAACGCGAAGUCAUGUAUAUGUGGAAUAGGAUACCUAUCCGGGAUGGUUUGAUUGUUUAAUCGUCGAUAGUCACCACACGGACGCCAAUCUUGGUCCUUCUUUGGUACCAUGUGUAACGGCGAGGCCCAGGGGCUGUUGGAUGGUCUGAUAAUACCAAGUUGCAUCAUAUGUUCGAAUUCUCUUUUAGCUACUUGCAACUUGCUUGGUGGUAAUCUCCUCGCCCUAGCGCUAAUAGGUGGUCCGGUGGUAGUGAUAUGGUGUUGUACCAGCUGUGGGUUACCUUCCUUUUGGUAAUCUGAUUUCGUAAUGCACUGGUAUUCUGUUAGAAUGUCGUUGAAGUUGUUGUUCACAGGUUUCAUUAUUCGAACACCAUGGAUCUCGUUGUCGUUGGAGAGUGUACCAUUUACCUGUAAACGUGUGUUUACGUCGAUUAAUCUCUUGUUGGUCAUAUCAACUAACAGGUUGUACGCACUAAGAAAAUCGGCCCCGAGGAUGGGUCGUUUGACUUGAGCAACUAUGAAUACCCAUGUGAAUCUUCUACGGAGCCCGAGAUCUAAUAUAAGAGAUUGUUCUCCAUAAGUUUUGAUAACUGAUUCGUUAGCCGCUACCAAGGACAAUUUAGUGCUUGUCGUAUGUUGUCUGCGUGAGAGAUGGAGUGGGAUGAUGCUGAUUUCUGCUCCCGUAUCGACUAAAAAGUCUGAGCCAGAAAUACGAUCCCUGAUGUGGAAGAGGCGGCUGACAUGUUGGCCAGUAACAGCUGCCACUAUUACUGUCUGGCCACUUCGUUUCCCUGAUGGUCUGGCUUGCUUGCCGUGAAGUUGCACGGUUUUGUGCAACGACGUGCUUUCUCACCAUAAUUCGAAUGAUACCAACAAAUUCCGGCUGCCCGCUUAGGUGACCUAAGACGAUGUCUGGAUACUGAUCUCCUUCUGGACCUAGAUCUGGGGCGUCGAGAAUGGAUGGUGGAGAUAGUCGCCUGCAGUGAUGCUAGCUGCCGUGUUAAGUGUGCCAUUUGUUGCUGCAUGUCAAGAGUAGGGUUCAUAGCAUCUCUACUAGCGGGUUGUACAGCGUUAAUUCCCCGACUAUCGGGAUAUAUUUCUAUUAUCUUAUCGGCCAUGUCUGCUAAAUCAUCAAGACUGACAGAGGCUCCUGAUACGCUGAGAAUUUGUCUGACGCUAUAAGGUAACCUUUGUGACCACAUCUGCUUAAGUAAUGCUUCAUCUAACUUGUAUGAGCCUGCUAGUUGUCUCAUGUGUCUAAGCAACUGUGAAGGUCUUUUGUCCCCUAACUCGCAUGCGGUGAGUAGUUGCUGUAAGCGUUUUUCAUCAGACUGCGAAGUACGGUGGAUUACUGCGGCUUUUAUUUUGUCAUAUGGGUCCGCUUCUGGUACGUUAUCUAUCAGGUCUCCGACUUCUGCUGCCACUUCUAUGGGUAAUGCUCCAACGAUGUAUGCAUAUUUUGUCGCUUGCGAGCGUAUACCUCUCGACAAAAAUAAUGCCUCAACCUGUGCAAACCAGAUCCUGGGAUUAUUAACACCGUACGUUGGUAAUCUUAGUUCCGAGAUAGCGUUGAUUGAGUUUAAAACAUUAUCCUCUGGUUGUGGAGAGUUUAGAAGGUUGGUCGGUGAACUAUCAAUAUCAAUAAGUUUACCCGGAGAGUUCAUAAUGACAAAAACAAAAAUAUGGUGUCGUGCCGAUUAAUAAUAAUAAAAAAAUUAUGUAGAUAUAUAUAGUAAAUGUCUAUAAAAAAAUAAUCGAGGCUCACCAAAUAAUUGUGGUGGACCAAACAAUAUAUAAACGCAAAAGUAUCAACAAAGUUAAUAGCAAUCAAUAGUAAUAUUAAUAUUUACAAGUUAAAUGUUACAAAUGCAAUAACAAAUUAGGGACGUUACUUAAAUCGGCUAGUCGUUGCGUGUUCUGUUGAGUUUUGGUCUCAAAAAUCCACAAUUAUAAAUGCAUAAUAAUUCCACAGAGGUAAAUAUGACGCCAAUAAGUUUCUUUGAUGUAGGAUAUAAUGGGAAUGACACUGCAGUCUGAAAUGAGGAUAAUAUCCAGUUUAGAACGCAAUUGACUUGGUAACGAGCGAGAAUAGAACAAUGGGUAUGUGCGUAAUAGUGUAUUUGUGAACAAUCGAAAAUGUGUGUCACGCUAUGUUAGAAUUACAACGGAAAAAGCGUUCAAGGUCGUUGACUGAAACAACACGUACAGUCAUUUAAUGAUAAAUGUACAUACAGUGAAAAAUUGACAAAACAAAUAGAAAUAACAUUGAAAACUAUUUACAAAAUAAGGUUGUCAGGUCUAUCUCCACAUAGCUCCCCCCAGAGUGUCCGGAGGUAACACUGGUUACAAUAACAAUAAUAAAAAUUUUAUACCAAAAAAAAUAUUUACAAUAAUAACCAAUUAACAAUGUGGAGAUGCGUAUGACAUGUACGUUAACAAUAUACAGUGUGUUAUUGAGUGAAAAUAGUGGUGAUAUGGCAUAGCAUGACAAACAAAAGUAAUGAGAAUACCGUCAUUUAAAAGCUUGGUUUGCUAACAAUGGUAAUAAUGUGCAGACUGUUACUGACCCCCAAAAAAAAUGAACUGCUUAUUUUUUUUUGUGUGUGUGUACAACAAAUGAAUAAUUAAAUAGAGUUUACUCGUUUAUUAUUGUAACAAAUUUUUUUCUAUGAAAAAAAAAUGUGACAAAACGAAUAAUUGUGGGAAAAAAAAUAUGGUUAAUUAUGUACACUGUAAAAAAAAAGGGAAAAAAAAUCAUGGAUUUUGUUGGGAAAAAUCGGGUGAGUAUAAUCGUAUAGUACAUCAGUAAUUGUUUGUUUAGAUUUUUUUUAUUCGGCGAAAUGUACAUAGCGUUUGGGUUUUUUACGGCUCUGCCUGAGCGCGUUAAACAAGUAGGUUUGAUACUCAGUUUUUCUUCCCUGUCUGCUGUAGUGGUGGUUGCUGGACGGGGUUGGUUCAGUGAAAUAGUAUGUUCUUUGUCAAGUUGUGCUUCGUAGAAAGCAGGCUUCAUUCUAUCGAUAGCGAUAAUCUCUUUCUUUCUACACUUGUUGAUUAUGAAGUGUUUGGUCGUUCUUUUAAUUACUUGAUAUGGUCCUUCAUAAGGUUGUUUCAAUGGCUUUUUAACAGCAUCAACUCGAACAAAGACAAACUUGCAUGUUUCUAGAUUUCUGUUGAGUUGUAUUCGAUUGUUAUGUUCACGAGGCGGUAUGGCUUUGAUUCGUUGCAUGGUUUGCAGCAGUUGGCUAGCAAAACGACUUGGGUCCGUUGGUGUUAAAGUGUUUGGGUCCACUAGUUGACCUGGUAAUGUAAGGGUUGUACCGUAAACUAGCUCAGCGGCUGUACAACCUAUAUCUUCCUUUAUAGUUGAACGGAUACCCAGGAGUACAAAUGGUAAUGCGUCACUCCAUUUUGUCGUAUCAUCUUGUGCCAUCAGCGAGCUUUUCAGUUGGCGGUGAAAUCUUUCGACCAAGCCGUUAGCUGCUGGGUGGUAGGCUGUUGUUUUGAUGUGGUUCACGCCCAGAAGUCUUGUGAAUUCCUGAAAUAAGAUAGACUGAAACUGGGGACCACGGUCGGUAGUGACGAUAGAAGGUACUCCGUAAUUUGCUAUCCAACGGUCAAGGAAUACGCCGGCUACUGUUUCUGCAGAAGUAUCAGCAAUAGGGCAUGCUAUGGCCCAUCUUGUGAACCUGUCCACCGCAGUGAGAAUAUGAGUGAAUGAAUUAGAUGGUGGCAAUGGACCAACUAUGUCUAAGUGGAUAUGCUGAAAACGUUUGUCCGGCAGGGGAUACUUGCCAACUGGACUGAUCGUGUGCUUCUGAAUCUUGCUGCGUUGACAUUGUAGGCAGCUUCGCGUCCAUCGUUUUAUAUCUGAAUUGAUUUUUGGCCACACAAAACGCUCAGUAACCAAUUUGAUUGUGGCUCUGAUUCCUGGGUGAGAAAGGUCAUGCAGUUGAUGAAAUACCUGUCGACGACAUGCUAGAGGUACAAAAGGGCGAUUGUUACCCGUUGAAACAUCGCAAAUGAUAGAUGUAUUUGAGAAAGGGAUGGGUACUGGUUUAAGGUUCAAGUUAGACUUCUCCUGGCAGGCCUUCAAAUCUGCAUCGUCUACUUGUAGUUUUGCGAUGGUUUCUAGAUCGAUGUCUUGUUUACGUAACAGGGUAUUUACGUCCUUACGUGACAAUGCGUCAGCUACGACGUUGGUGUGUCCUUUGACAAAUUGGAUAUCUGUCGUAAACUGGGAGAUGUAAUCCAGUUGUCGUGCUUCGCGAGGUGAAUGUCGGUCGUACGAUGUGUGGAAUGAGUAACAUAAAGGUUUGUGAUCGGUCAUGAUGGUAAAAGUUCGUCCUUGUAGUAAAAAGUUAAAGUGUUUAACGGCUAAGUAGAUAGCAAGUAACUCCCGUCCAAAGGUACUAUAGCGUUCCUGGGCUGGUGACAAUCUUUUGGAGAAAAACGCUAUGGGGGUAGUCAUAUUGUUUACCUGUUGUUGUAAUACUGCCCCGAUGGCUUUUUGAGAUGCAUCGGUACACAGAAUUAAGUGGGUUGUGGGGUCAGUAUUUAGAUAUUGUAGCAUGGUGGCAUUAGCUAUCAUCGACUUUGCUUUUUCAAACGCUGUUUUGGCAUCAAGAGAUAGGUUGAAUGUUUGAUUCUUCUCUCUCUUCGUACCUUUUUUGUCGGCUUUCAACAGAUCGGUUAAUGGCUGUAAUACUUCAGCACAAUGUCGUAAGAAACGGCGGUAAAAAUUACACAUACCGAGGAAGCGUCGUAAUGACUUCACCGAGGUUGGUUCGGGAUAAUUGGUAAUAGCUUCAACCUUUUCUGGGAGUGGUUUGAUGCCUUGAGAGUCAAUGUAAUGUCCUAAAAACUCUAAGGCUGGGACUGCGAAUAUGCAUUUCGAAGGAUUGAUGACGACGCCAUGUUUUUUAAAACGAUCAAAAAGGGUCUGGACAUGUUGGAUAUGCUCUUCUAAAGAUGAGCUUGCAAUGAGAACAUCGUCGAUGUAUGCAAACACGAAAUCAAGGCCUCUUGUUACGUUAUCCAUGAAGCGUUGGAAUGUCUGCGCAGCGUUUUUUAAUCCGAAUGGCAUCCUUAGAAACUCAAACAGGCCAAAGGGUGUGAUGAUGGCUGUUUUCUCGAUGUCUUCUGGUGCCAUCGGAAUUUGAUGGUAUGCACGCACUAGGUCGAGCUUUGAGAAGAUGCAUUUACCAUGUAAAUUUAACGCGAAGUCAUGUAUAUGUGGAAUAGGAUACCUAUCCGGGAUGGUUUGAUUGUUUAAUCGUCGAUAGUCACCACACGGACGCCAAUCUUGGUCCUUCUUUGGUACCAUGUGUAACGGCGAGGCCCAGGGGCUGUUGGAUGGUCUGAUAAUACCAAGUUGCAUCAUAUGUUCGAAUUCUCUUUUAGCUACUUGCAACUUGCUUGGUGGUAAUCUCCUCGCCCUAGCGCUAAUAGGUGGUCCGGUGGUAGUGAUAUGGUGUUGUACCAGCUGUGGGUUACCUUCCUUUUGGUAAUCUGAUUUCGUAAUGCACUGGUAUUCUGUUAGAAUGUCGUUGAAGUUGUUGUUCACAGGUUUCAUUAUUCGAACACCAUGGAUCUCGUUGUCGUUGGAGAGUGUACCAUUUACCUGUAAACGUGUGUUUACGUCGAUUAAUCUCUUGUUGGUCAUAUCAACUAACAGGUUGUACGCACUAAGAAAAUCGGCCCCGAGGAUGGGUCGUUUGACUUGAGCAACUAUGAAUACCCAUGUGAAUCUUCUACGGAGCCCGAGAUCUAAUAUAAGAGAUUGUUCUCCAUAAGUUUUGAUAACUGAUUCGUUAGCCGCUACCAAGGACAAUUUAGUGCUUGUCGUAUGUUGUCUGCGUGAGAGAUGGAGUGGGAUGAUGCUGAUUUCUGCUCCCGUAUCGACUAAAAAGUCUGAGCCAGAAAUACGAUCCCUGAUGUGGAAGAGGCGGCUGACAUGUUGGCCAGUAACAGCUGCCACUAUUACUGUCUGGCCACUUCGUUUCCCUGAUGGUCUGGCUUGCUUGCCGUGAAGUUGCACGGUUUUGUGCAACGACGUGCUUUCUCACCAUAAUUCGAAUGAUACCAACAAAUUCCGGCUGCCCGCUUAGGUGACCUAAGACGAUGUCUGGAUACUGAUCUCCUUCUGGACCUAGAUCUGGGGCGUCGAGAAUGGAUGGUGGAGAUAGUCGCCUGCAGUGAUGUUAGCUGCCGUGUUAAGUGUGCCAUUUGUUGCUGCAUGUCAAGAGUAGGGUUCAUAGCAUCUCUACUAGCGGGUUGUACAGCGUUAAUUCCCCGACUAUCGGGAUAUAUUUCUAUUAUCUUAUCGGCCAUGUCUGCUAAAUCAUCAAGACUGACAGAGGCUCCUGAUACGCUGAGAAUUUGUCUGACGCUAUAAGGUAACCUUUGUGACCACAUCUGCUUAAGUAAUGCUUCAUCUAACUUGUAUGAGCCUGCUAGUUGUCUCAUGUGUCUAAGCAACUGUGAAGGUCUUUUGUCCCCUAACUCGCAUGCGGUGAGUAGUUGCUGUAAGCGUUUUUCAUCAGACUGCGAAGUACGGUGGAUUACUGCGGCUUUUAUUUUGUCAUAUGGGUCCGCUUCUGGUACGUUAUCUAUCAGGUCUCCGACUUCUGCUGCCACUUCUAUGGGUAAUGCUCCAACGAUGUAUGCAUAUUUUGUCGCUUGCGAGCGUAUACCUCUCGACAAAAAUAAUGCCUCAACCUGUGCAAACCAGAUCCUGGGAUUAUUAACACCGUACGUUGGUAAUCUUAGUUCCGAGAUAGCGUUGAUUGAGUUUAAAACAUUAUCCUCUGGUUGUGGAGAGUUUAGAAGGUUGGUCGGUGAACUAUCAAUAUCAAUAAGUUUACCCGGAGAGUUCAUAAUGACAAAAACAAAAAUAUGGUGUCGUGCCGAUUAAUAAUAAUAAAAAAAUUAUGUAGAUAUAUAUAGUAAAUGUCUAUAAAAAAAUAAUCGAGGCUCACCAAAUAAUUGUGGUGGACCAAACAAUAUAUAAACGCAAAAGUAUCAACAAAGUUAAUAGCAAUCAAUAGUAAUAUUAAUAUUUACAAGUUAAAUGUUACAAAUGCAAUAACAAAUUAGGGACGUUACUUAAAUCGGCUAGUCGUUGCGUGUUCUGUUGAGUUUUGGUCUCAAAAAUCCACAAUUAUAAAUGCAUAAUAAUUCCACAGAGGUAAAUAUGACGCCAAUAAGUUUCUUUGAUGUAGGAUAUAAUGGGAAUGACACUGCAGUCUGAAAUGAGGAUAAUAUCCAGUUUAGAACGCAAUUGACUUGGUAACGAGCGAGAAUAGAACAAUGGGUAUGUGCGUAAUAGUGUAUUUGUGAACAAUCGAAAAUGUGUGUCACGCUAUGUUAGAAUUACAACGGAAAAAGCGUUCAAGGUCGUUGACUGAAACAACACGUACAGUCAUUUAAUGAUAAAUGUACAUACAGUGAAAAAUUGACAAAACAAAUAGAAAUAACAUUGAAAACUAUUUACAAAAUAAGGUUGUCAGGUCUAUCUCC
This is a messenger RNA of Schistosoma haematobium, 24429 nucleotides long. RefSeq lists its product as uncharacterized. NCBI's taxonomy places the organism in Eukaryota, Metazoa, Platyhelminthes, Trematoda, Strigeidida, Schistosomatidae. Bases 2009 to 3571 code for a protein of 520 amino acids. The transcript is spliced from 2 exons. The record is from RefSeq and is a predicted model, not a curated record.